AGGCCCUUCACCCGCGAGUUUGGACCCCUUCUCAUGUAGAACGUGGUCCUGAGAUUGCUUUCGAUAUGCUCCGGCAUCCCGUUGGCAGCUUGUUUCUCUUGUACAAGUCGCAGCCAUGGUGAUCUUGUGUGGCUCGGCUGGCGACAGGGACGUGUUUCAGACAUGGCAAACAGACAGAAAAGAAAGUUGUAAAGAACAGCCCUCCUAGGGUCCAGCGAGCACGCAUCCACCAUAGACUAACAGGGAAAGGCGGCGGUAGACCUAAGCGCUGAAGUUGUCUAUACGUCUACACUGAUCGUCAUCGCGGUCGUUGAUUGAUACCACCGAGGCCGAGGAGCUUUAAGGCAUGAGUCCACUUGUCAAGACCAGGCAGAAGAAGCUGCAGCGGUUGUUAGCCCAGGCAGGUCCAUCUAGCCAGUCAAAGAAGCACCUCCGGAUGGGCAAGGUGAAAGCCGUUACCCCAGAUUCGGAUGAUGAAAUGAGCGAUGUCUCGAGAGAAUCAGACGCCGACGGCAACCUGAUGUCGCAGUCUGAUGACGAUGAGCCGCCGUCAUACGAUACUGGACCAAAAAUGGUGCUACGAGAAGAUCAACAUCUGAACAAAUACAUGAAAGUCGACAUUAGUGCAAUAUCAUGAUAACUUCCUUCAGUGUCGAAAGACAGCGGGGCUCGUGGAAAAAUUUCUUGGUCGUUGGCAACUUUGAUACCGGCGUUGCAUCGGAGGCGACGUCC
Molecule: messenger RNA, 732 nt
Organism: Aplosporella prunicola CBS 121167
Lineage: Eukaryota; Fungi; Ascomycota; Dothideomycetes; Botryosphaeriales; Aplosporellaceae
Exons: 1
Coding region: 347-637 (96 amino acids)
Source: RefSeq, a predicted model, not a curated record